Molecule: messenger RNA, 1720 nt
Organism: Lingula anatina
Lineage: Eukaryota; Metazoa; Brachiopoda; Lingulata; Lingulida; Lingulidae
Product: filamin-A
Biological process (GO): actin cytoskeleton organization
Molecular function (GO): actin filament binding
Source: RefSeq, a predicted model, not a curated record
AUCAAGCCAGCUGAGAUGUGUAACCCUAAGGUAGAUGAUCUCAGUAUGAUGACCUACCUCUCUCAGUUCCCUAAUGCCAAGCUGAAGCCAGGAGCUCCAGUGAGACCAAGAACUAACCCAGCCAGAGUGAGGGCUUAUGGACCAGGUAUUGAGCCCACUGGCAACUCUGUUGGAGCUCCAGCCAGAUUCACAGUAGAAACAUUCAGUGCUGGCAGAGGCACUGUAGAAGUGAUCAUCCUCAAUCCUAAGGGUGCUCAAGAACCUUGUGAAGUUGUCUUCAACAAUGACCGUAACCUGACCUACUCCUGCUGCUACACACCUACCAUGGAGGGCAAAUACAGAGUGAUCGUCAAAUUUGCAUCAAAAGAGAUCCCCAAGUCUCCAUUCGAGGUGUCUGUAGAGGGUGCUGCAGGCGAUGCCAGUAAAUGCUCCGCCGCAGGUCCAGGUCUGGAGAAAACUGGUGUCAUGGCAACCAGGAAAACAUUCUUUGAGGUCUUCACUAAAGGUGCAGGCAAGGGCAAUGUAGAGGUCAGCAUUGUUGACCCACAUGGUCACAAGGACACUGUGAAACCAAGCAUCACUGCCAAAACUGAGGAGACAUUCUAUGUGGAGUACACACCCAAGGAGUCAGGAGUCCACACUGUCAAUGUGUUGUUUGCUGGCAAGCCCAUUCCCAAGAGCCCAUUCACUGUCAAUGUGGCACCACCUCCUCCAGCUGUGGAGCCCAAGAAAUGCUAUGCCACAGGACGUGGUAUCCAGCCCAAGGGUGUCCGUGUCAAGGACCAUGCUGAUUUCAAGGUACACACCAAGGAUGCUGGAAAGGGAGAGCUUAAAGUACAGGUCGUAGGACCAGGUGGUAUUGAUGAGCCAUGCAAAGUGAAGAAGUUAGAUGACAACACAUACGAGUGUGUGUAUAUUCCACAGAAGAUUGGAAUCUAUGUGGUCAACAUUACGUUCAGUGGACAGCACAUUUCUAAGAGUCCAUUCAAGGUUGAAGUCGGUCCAUUGAAGAAGAGCAACAUCCGUGCCUAUGGACCAGGUCUAGAGGGCGGCACUUGUGGCAUGCCUGCAGACUUUGUUGUUGAGACCAAUGGAGAAACUGGUGCUCUAGGUUUCUCAAUUGAAGGCCCAUCCCAGGCCAAGAUAGACUGUAAGGACAAUGGAGACGGCUCCGCUGAUGUGACCUACUGGCCCACAGCUCCAGGAGAGUAUGCUGUCCAUAUUCUUUGUGAUGAGGAGGAUAUCCCUAACUCCCCCUACAUGGCCCAGAUACAGCCACAGACAGAUCUGUAUGAUGCUUCCAAGGUCACAGCCUAUGGUCCAGGUCUGGAGAAAGACGGCGUGGUCGCCAACUCAUGGGCUGAGUUCACAGUGGACACACGCAAGGCUGGUCGUGCUCCUCUCAAGAUUACGUGCUACGACAAGGACUACAAAGAGGUGGAGGUGCAGGUGGUGGAUAACAAGGACGGAACCUACAGCUGCAGAUACAUGCCCAAGAAGUUUGUCAAACAUACCAUCUUUGUUGUGUUUGGUGGAUGUAAUAUUCCUAACAGCCCAUACAGGGUCUAUGUGAAGGAGCCCAGCAACCCAUCCAAGGUGAAGGUAUAUGGACCUGGUGUGUCCAAGGGGGUCAAGACCUUUGAGAAGACCCACUUCAUUGUGGACUGCAAGGAAGCUGGACCAGGGGAUGUGGCUAUUGCCCUGACUGACGAGAAGGGAC